AUGCCUCCUUACCUUCUUCCUUCACCAUCACGUUUACCCAAAAAAGAAACAAACUUUAGAAAUAAUCCAUUUAUCUUUGAUGCAUCGCUUCUUCAAAAUGAAACUAGCAUACCCCAACAAUUCAUGUGGCCUCAGGACGAAAAGCCCCACCUUGAUCAACCACUACCACAACUUCGUGUUCCUCCGAUUGACCUAAAGGAUUUCCUGACCGGUGACUCCCUUGCAGUGUGCAAUGCGGCUCAGCUAGUUGAUGCUGCUUGUCGAGAACAUGGGUUCUUUCAAGUUGUUAACCAUGGUAUUGAUCAGAGGUUGAUAAAUGAAGCUCACAAGAUCAUGGAUCUUUUCUUUGGAAUGCCACUUUUGGAGAAGCAAAAGGCUCAACGAAAAGUUGAUCCACUAUCCUCAAAUUUGGUUCAAGAUUACUUCUUGAAAGUAAUGGGGGAAGAUUUUAGUUAUCUCGGGAGAGUUUGUCAAGAAUACUGUGAAGCUAUGAGCACACUUUCUCUUAGUAUCAUGGAGCUACUAGGAAUCAGCCUUGGGAUCGGUCAAUCCUAUUUUAGGGAUUUCUAUGAAGAAAAUGAUUCGAUAAUGAGAUUAAACUACUACCCGCCUUGCCAAAAACCAGAUCAAACACUUGGAACCGGUCCCCAUUGUGAUCCAACAUCUCUAACCAUUCUUCACCAAGAUAAUGUUGGUGGGCUUGAAGUUUUUGUAGACGAAAAAUGGCACUCCAUUGCUCCAUGUUCCGAAGCCUUUGUUGUCAAUAUCGGAGAUACAUUCAUGGCAUUAUCAAAUGGAUUGUACAAGAGUUGCUUACAUAGAGCAGUUGUGAACAAUCACACACCAAGAAAGUCUCUUGCGUUCUUUCUGUCUCCUAGAAUGGACAAAGUCGUGUGCCCACCAAAACCAUUGGUUGAAGAUGUUGAUAAGCAGAGAAGAUAUCCAGAUUUUACAUGGUCGACUUUCCUCGAGUUCACUCAGAAACAUUAUAGAGCAGACAAGAAUACCCUUGACGCCUUCUCAAACUGGCUUAAGAAUGGAAGAAAAUGAUGGAUGCAUUUGAGAACUUGAAGAGAAUCCAGUUUCAGUUUUGUACAAGUUAAUAAUCCUUCAAAUCAUUCGUAUUUCAAUCAAUGAUCUAUGCCAUAUUAUGCAGCAAAAAACAUGUUAAUUAGCGGUACCUAAGACUUGUUCGUACAUUCAUGUCCCUAUAGAUUCAUAUACAGGUUUUGUGUAAGCUCGAGC
This is a messenger RNA of Lactuca virosa, 1245 nucleotides long. The record is from the annotation of a GenBank genome assembly. Lineage: Eukaryota; Viridiplantae; Streptophyta; Magnoliopsida; Asterales; Asteraceae.